GCUCCGGUCGAUCAUCCCAUUCGCCCGCCGUCAUCACUGCCAUCCUCCACGCCUGCCCCCUUCCGGCCCUCUCCUUUUACAAUUACACCACCACAAGUGAACCCACAACCGCCGCUACUUAAGCGCACCUCGCACAACCCUACCUUGUUUCUUCUUGCUUUCCUCCACGCGCGCCACCCCCACUCUUUGCUAACUUCUAUAUCCACCACGCGCUAAUCGAGUUGCUACUUCAUGGGCCUCGAGCUCGAUCAGCUUGAGCUUUUGUCUCACCAGCUCCCUCCGGUCCGGACGUCCGCAACCGACGACGGCGCGACCGCCGCGGACGAUGAAGACCGGUGUGCCACGCCGACGUCGGAGGCGAACAUGCUGCGCGCGCCGUCACUGUGCCCCCCGGCGCCGAGGAAGCCGAGGCCGGCGCGGGCCAAGAGGAGGCAGCAGCACUGCUACUACCGCGGGCGGCGGCGCCGGUGCAGCAGCGGGCCGGCGCACGCGCGGUACUGGAUCGUCGCCGUGCCACACGACCUCGCCGCAGUGUUCAUCGCGGCGCGGCCGCCCUCGCCUUCGAGCUCGCCGUGCCGGCCGCCGGGAGGCAAGAAGAUCCGAGUGCACGUCGUAGGCUGACACCGGCACAUGCAUGCAUGCAUGCACCCGCGGGUCCAUACGAGCCGGCAUGCCGCUGUGUCUGCAGCCGAGCCGGCGUCCAUGCAUGCAGCUCUUGCAUCGUUGCUAGAAGAGAUAAGAUGUGAGCCUGUGAAUGCCCACAGGCCACAGCAUUGCCUAAUGAUAGCUAGUUUAUUAAUUUAGGCUUAAUUAGCUCAUCUAGUUUAGUCUAGUUCCUUGCGCUCAAAUAACCAAGUGUACAUGUAGUUGAUGGCCCACGUGAUCUUGGUAAUUGUUAGCAAAAUGAUGAUGCCAUUGGAGUUGCAUAGAUCGACAAUUUUGCUGCAAGUUAACCAGCUGAGGAUUUGUUCA
Molecule: messenger RNA, 972 nt
Organism: Aegilops tauschii subsp. strangulata
Lineage: Eukaryota; Viridiplantae; Streptophyta; Magnoliopsida; Poales; Poaceae
Source: RefSeq, a predicted model, not a curated record